Nicrophorus vespilloides is the source of this 837-nucleotide messenger RNA. RefSeq lists its product as uncharacterized. NCBI's taxonomy places the organism in Eukaryota, Metazoa, Arthropoda, Insecta, Coleoptera, Silphidae. The transcript has 4 exons. The record is from RefSeq and is a predicted model, not a curated record. Bases 148 to 681 code for a protein of 177 amino acids.
GUUGGCAGGCGUGCGGGAAAGCUGUUAAAGUGGGAGCUUUCGAAAAAGUCCGGUGACCGUUAUAAACGAGCUUUUCAGUGGACUGUUGUGUUGUGUGUUGCGAGCGUGAAUUUCCCUCUAAACAGUUAAACGAAGAACGGCCCCAAGAUGCGACCGGACAACAAGAGCGACUCGUUCACGUUCCACAGGAAUUCCGCGCUGACGAGUUCGUCGAAUUCCACGGACGGACGUAUCCAAAAUUGCAGGAAAAAGCUGCAAGAUCGCUUCGAAAAAGAGGAAACGAGUUCUUGUAGCGACGAACGUGGAGACAGGAGUGUGCUUUCGGUGUUAUCUUUGAACGAUACGAGAAGGGCUUUGAGGACCGGCGCCGAUAAACUCUCGAGGACGUUCAGCAGUGUGAGGACGAGCUUCGGGACAUUCUCUCAGAAAUUCAAGAUCUCGACGAAGAGGCGGCAGAUCUUGGAGGAGGGUCCCAUGACGCCGAAUUGCGAUACGCCGUUCUCGAAGUCGGUCCUCGGUAGGACUCCCACCAAACUUUAUAGCCCAUUCGGAAUCGAGAGUCCAGCUGCAAACACCAAGGACAAGGAGAACAUCACGCCCACGGUCACUCCGAAAGCCCAAAUCAAAACCAUCACAUCCUGGCAAAGGAAACGAAACUUACUCGACGACAUAUUCAAUUGACUGAGGAUGAUUUCGUCGCAUUUAUAUACAUAAUAAUUAUAUGUUAAAUACUAAAACUACGAUUAAUUGUUUUCGGACUGUCGUAAGUCCGUCGAUGGCAGCAGUAUUCUAUGUACUUCUUUUUUUCUUCUAUGUUUUAUACACGAAAAAAAAAAU